AUGCUCGCCGUUCUCCCUGCACUCGCAGGCCUCGCUGUCACUGCGCCCACCUCCUCGCGCGGCGUGGCGCACCGCGUGCUGCUGCGCUGUGCGCGCGAUGGCGCGUUUGCCGACCGGGCGCUCUCCUCCGCCAUCGAGGGCGCGGGCGGCCUGAGCGGUGGCGACCGGGCGCUUGCCACCGAGCUGGUGUACGGUGUGCUUCGUCACACCCGCUCGCUGGACCACAGCCUGGCCCAGCUUGCGACGCUGAACCGGACGGCGCUCCCCACCGCCGUGGCGCUGCGGAUCGGUGCAUAUGAGCUCCUCCACCUCUCGACGCCCGACCACGCAGCAGUCGACGAGGCGGUGUCGCUGAUCGGCGCAAAGGCGCAGCGCCGCUUCGUCAACGGCGUGCUCCGCAACCUCGCGCGCGGCCGAGGCCGCCUCGUCUCCCCAGACGCGGACCCUCGCCUCGGAGCCCGCGCGGCGCUCGCGGUGCGCACGUCUACGCCCGAGUGGCUGCUCGACGACGUGGCGCGCGCUCUCCGCGGCGACGAGGCGGCGGCGCUGGAGGAGGAGGGCGGAGAGGCGGCAGCGGCGGAGGCGGAGGUCGUGGCUUGGGCCGAGGCGAGCCAGCGGGCGCCGCGGCUGGCGCUGCGCGUCAACGAGGCGCGCUGCACUGCCGACGCCGCGCUGUCCGCGCUGGUCGGCGCCGGAGUGGACGCUACGCUGCACCCGGCCGCGCCGGGCUGCCUGCUCGUGCGUGGCGGCGGGGCGCCGCACCGGCUGCCCGGCUUUGCGGAGGGGCACUGGACAGUUCAGGACGCGGCGGCGGCGCUGAUCGGCGCGCUCGCGGCGCCGGCGGCGGGCGGCGCCGUCGUGCUCGAGCUCUGCGCCGCGCCCGGCGGCAAGACGACCCACCUCGCGUCUCUGCUCGGCGAAGGCGGCGUCGUGGUCGCCGUCGAGCUGCACAGCCGCAAGCUGCGCCUGAUCGAGGAGUCGAGCGCACGCCUCGGCGUCGCCGCCGCCGUCCGCCCCGUCGCCGCCGACGCGACGGACGUGCCAGCCCUCCGCGCGGCCCUCGCAGCCCACGCCGGCGGCGCGCAAGCCGCCGAUUGCGUGCUGGUCGACGCGCCGUGCUCUGGGAUGGGGACGCUGCGCCGUAACCCGGAGCACCGCGCGAAGGGGCGCGCGCAGCUCGCCGCGCUGCCCGCGCUGCAGGGGCGGCUCCUCGACGCGGCGUCCGCGUGCGUGCGCGUCGGCGGCGUGGUGACGUAUUCGGUGUGCACGCCGCGCGCCGAGGAGGGCGACGACGUGCUCGCCGCCUUUUUGCAGCGGCACGCGGGCCGAUUCGAGCUGGAGCGGAUCGAGGCGGCCGCGCUGCGACCCUUCGCCGCGCCGAGGGAGCGCUGGGGCGGCGACGUGCUCCAGACGUGGACGCACCGGCACGAGCUCGACUCGCACUACGCGGCGCGGAUGCGGCGCGUCGCGUAG
Molecule: messenger RNA, 1473 nt
Organism: Emiliania huxleyi CCMP1516
Lineage: Eukaryota; Haptophyta; Isochrysidales; Noelaerhabdaceae
Exons: 2
Coding region: 1-1473 (490 amino acids)
Biological process (GO): regulation of DNA-templated transcription; RNA methylation
Molecular function (GO): RNA binding; methyltransferase activity
Source: RefSeq, a predicted model, not a curated record